AUGAUAGAAAUAAAUGAAACAGUGUCACGAUUGUGCAAAGAGAAAGUUACGUUACGAAUCACGUCCACAUCGGUGUCGUUUAUAAAUGCCGAUUUGAUUCGUUCGAAUGGAGUUUUCAUGCAAAUUUCACUAGUGAAUAUGCGAUUAACAAAAAUUGGAAAUACACCGCAUGUGAAAGUUGAGCAAAAGAGUUUUGGAGUUGUUCACGAAAUGCCUGUGGAUUUAAUUCCAACUCGACAAUGGAAGCACUACGCCAUACCUAAUAUUGACGGUGCCACGGUAGCGAUAUAUUUACCGCCGUUGGGCACUAUCCGCAGUCUGAUUUCAUCGCUGAAAAAUAUGGGCAUAAAACAUUUGCUGAUCCGUGGUAAUCAAAGUGGUCAGUUGCAAUUGAGUGGUGAUGUCGAUACGGCGCAAAUUGGUGUCUAUUUCUCGGAUUUGACGUGUUCUUCUCUCAAUAAUAAUAACGAUGGAAAUAACGAUCUGCUGAACGAUCCGAAUAAAUACCAUGCGGUUUGUGUUGAUAUUCGUUCAGUAAAUGGUUUGAUGCGAAGGAUUGUUCCCGAUAAAAUGGCGAUAUUUUCGAUUGAUCAAGAGGACGCUUCUUUACUGUACAUUGUUGGUGGUGUGGUGCUGUGA
Anisakis simplex (herring worm) is the source of this 639-nucleotide messenger RNA. The record is from the annotation of a GenBank genome assembly. NCBI's taxonomy places the organism in Eukaryota, Metazoa, Nematoda, Chromadorea, Rhabditida, Anisakidae.